Ochlerotatus camptorhynchus is the source of this 1177-nucleotide messenger RNA. RefSeq names its product secretory 13 (gene Sec13). Gene Ontology annotation, biological process: COPII-coated vesicle budding; protein import into nucleus; positive regulation of TOR signaling. NCBI's taxonomy places the organism in Eukaryota, Metazoa, Arthropoda, Insecta, Diptera, Culicidae. Gene Ontology annotation, molecular function: protein binding; structural molecule activity. The transcript has a single exon. The coding region runs from base 88 to 1068 and encodes 326 amino acids. The record is from RefSeq and is a predicted model, not a curated record. Gene Ontology annotation, cellular component: COPII vesicle coat; nuclear pore outer ring.
AAAUUGGAAUUUUAUCCCGAAAAAUUUCCAGUAUUUUCCUAAUAUUUUUGUCACUAAUCGAUUUUGUUUUCUAAGAGCGUGUGUAAAAUGGUGUCCGUAUUAAACACAAUCGAUACGGGACAUGAAGACAUGAUUCAUGGAGCUGAGGUUGAUUACUAUGGACUUCGCCUAGCGACGUGUUCGUCAGACAACUCAGUGAAGAUUUUUGACAUCAAAGGCGGAGCGCAAACGUUGGCCGCAGAUCUGAAGGGACACGGUGGUCCGGUUUGGCAAGUCGCUUGGGCACAUCCUCGUUACGGCAAUAUUCUUGCGUCAUGCUCUUAUGAUCGCAAGGUAAUCAUUUGGAAAGAAGCUGGCCCAGGCGACUGGAGCAAAUGGUUUGAAUAUAGCAAUCACGAUUCUUCGGUAAAUUCCGUUGCAUGGGCCCCUGCCGAAUAUGGUUUGAUAUUGGCCUGUGGUAGCUCGGACGGGUCAGUAUCUAUUUUGACAGCUAGUAUCGAAGCUGGUACGUGGGAUUCGAAGAAAAUUCCCAAUGCACACAGCAUUGGAUGCAACACGGUUAGCUGGUGUCCUGCAACGGCUCCGGAGCCGGCGUUUGACCAGAGGCCAUCAAAGGUCAAUCUUGCUGUUAAACGACUUGCUACCGGAGGUUGUGAUAAUUCCGUAAAAAUUUGGAAGGAAGAAGGUGAUCGCUGGGAAGAGGAGAAACGGUUGGAACUGCAUUCGGAUUGGGUUCGAGAUGUUGCUUGGGCACCGAAUGUUGGACUUCCUCGUCACCAGAUUGCUAGCUGUUCGCAGGAUCGACGUGUUAUAAUAUGGAGCAGCGAUGAUUUGCAGAAUUGGCAGUCAACGAUUUUGAACAACUUUGAUGAUGUCGUUUGGAACGUGAGCUGGUCCUUGACUGGAAACAUACUUGCCGUUUCCGGUGGGGACAACAAAAUCAGUCUGUGGCGCGAGAAUAAUGAAGGACAAUGGAUUUGCAUAAGCGAGGAUACCAAUACGGCCAGCCAGGUACAUCCAUUGAACCAAACUCAGAACAGCUUUGUUUCGGAGCAGAGAACGUUGUAAUUGAUUUCGGGCGGUAGCGAUAUAUGUGUAACGAUUAUUAUGUCUUAUUAUUAUUUCCUUGCAUUUUAUGUAAACUAUAGUUGCAAAUAAACGUAUGCAGAACAAUAAA